Messenger RNA from Esox lucius (northern pike), 3237 nucleotides. RefSeq names its product FAST kinase domains 1 (gene fastkd1). Lineage: Eukaryota; Metazoa; Chordata; Actinopteri; Esociformes; Esocidae. Gene Ontology annotation, biological process: regulation of mitochondrial mRNA stability; mitochondrial RNA processing. The record is from RefSeq and is a predicted model, not a curated record. The coding region runs from base 448 to 2955 and encodes 835 amino acids. Gene Ontology annotation, molecular function: RNA binding. Gene Ontology annotation, cellular component: ribonucleoprotein granule; mitochondrial matrix. The transcript is spliced from 15 exons.
UCGAUAUCCGUAGUAUUUUCAGGAAGUACUGUACUGUAACCUAGAGACCAAAGCGAGACUGGAGUCACAUUCGGAAGCUAGCUAGCCAGCUAGGGAAGUAAAUGGAUACAUUAUACAUACAAAUAUUUUUUAAGGUAGACUGAACUCUAAUUUUACAUUUGGCAAAUGUGAAACAAAUAUCGACAUGUAUUGGUAAACGUAAAUGGCUAGAUGCCUUAUGAAAGGGACACUGUCCUGCACCACGUGAGCUGCAGGACACGCUUUUAUAAUAGUCACCGCAGGGCUUGAAAGUCAAGCCCCUGAUUUUCAGAUGAUGAGCUUGUUCCACCGAAGGAAUACGCAGGCAGUUUUCGAUCACUGUGGAUUCCAGAUAUUGUGGGACUGAUCUUACCUUCUAAAUAUGUGGACAUCUAUUCUCGCAUAAAAUAGACAGGGUCCUUUGUGGCCAUGUUUCGGCUCAGAACUAUUACUGGCAGGUGUUACCUGCGCAGGUUUCUGCAUGGGGGGGUAGCGAACCGGGACCAGGUUCUGGAACAACUUGGCAUCUGUGCUGAUGAAGACCAAGUGUUUGAGGUGGUAGGAAAGAACAAAGCCAAAUUGAAUGAGAAUCAUGUUGGGUGUGCUGUGGGCAUGCUCUGGCAGUUCCAGAAGGAAAAGCCACAGAUGCUUCGAACAGUUGAGUUAAUCAAGAGCCACCCAGAGUUCCUGACUCUCAGAGUUCUGGCUGAGAACAAAAUUGAACUCAUGGGUGAUGUAAUGUUGGUGGACAUGCUCUACAAUAUUCUCAGGCUCAGUGUGGAUCCCUGUGAUUCUCUUGUCCAACAUUUGGUCUCAGAGGCUUGGCUCAGAUUAUGCAGAUUUCCCAUGUCAUCUCUGUCUAAGUUUGCUGUUUGUCUAAGUGAUCAACAUCUGCAGCACAGUCCUCUAAUGGGUCAGAUCACGAACAUUUUGAAUCAGAAACUCUCCUCAAUUGAUGAUGCCAGGAUCUUGACUAUCCUGAUGAUCUGCGUAUCACCUUUGGUGUCCCCUACUUUGCGUGACAAACUCAUUAAUAAGGCUGACUGUGUCCUGGACACCAUGGAUCCCUCACACUACAACAACCCCAGGAGGAUGGUGCAGUUUCUGCGCAACAUCAAAUAUAGUUACCGUCCUCUGCUGGAGAAGUGCAACCAUAAUCUCCUGCACAAUGUUCCCCUCAUGGAUGCAGAGAACCUUGGGAUCAUCUUGGGGCUCUACCAGUCACUACAGUUCAACAACUGUGACUUCCGUCUAGCUGCAAAACAGAGGCUAAUUGAACUUGUGGACUCGAGCACAGACCCGCUUUCCUUCACCAAGCUGUUUGUUACUCUGGCGCCAAUGGCGGGGCUGGACACCAAAGAGAGGCUGGAGAGUAUAGCACUCAUUCUGGCUGAUGAGCUUAAUGCCCAGCAGGCACUGGCUGUGGCAGAAACACUGGAGGAGAUUCACUCUAGAAACCUGUUGCUAAUUCAAAAGAUUGCAUCAGUAAUCCACAAGAACCUGCAGGUCUACAGGUCUAUGGAGUUAGCCAGGGUCACCCAAGCCAUGAUCCUGCUGCACUAUCAAAGUCCAGAGUUCUUCACCAAAUUGAGGAACAUUCUGGUUCACUUUUUGCAGUACAGUGUCUACCCGUAUGAAGUGACCAUGCUGACCCGUGUCCUGUCCAUGCUGCCUUCACCUAGGCUUGACACUAGUGUCAUUUCGCGCGUAGAUGCGGUGCUGCCCCAAUGUAACCUGAAUGACCUCAACACCUUUGCGGUGGUCAUCGCUAAGUGGUUGCGAAACGACCCAUCCUACAGGCACAGUACGCCUAUCAAGUACGUACGUCUGCUGCAGACACUCAACCACUGUGGACGCGAGCGACUGUGCAAGGCUGACCGCCUCGACUUGUUGUUGGAGGAGCUCAAGUACAUGUCAGGGGAGUGGUUUGAGGAGAUGUUGCUGAAGGAGACCAUGGUAACGCUCCAGAGGCUGAAGGGCCAGAUAUCCUGGACCAAUGUUCCUGAGCUCUCCCUUUUCCUAACGAGGAUUAAUUAUCUUUGUGCUCCGCUAAUGGACUCCAUAGCUAGUGCGACCAUGGAGGACAUCAACAAGAUGCACUACUCCUCUAUGUAUGCCACUUUGCUUCCCUUUGCUGUGCUGAAUUAUGAUUCGCCUAGAGUAGAUGAGUUGUUCGACAUCUGCAUUCAGCACUUCCUUCCUCAUAUCAGUUCUUUUGACCCCCAUCUGCUGGUACUCUUUGGGUACACCCUGGCUGUGGCCGACUGCUUUCCGGAGGACAUGGUGCGGGAAAUCUUCAAUGUGGAUUUCCUUGCCAAGCUGGAUUCACAGUUAGAAACUUUGCCUGAUGCACUCAACAUGCGGAUCCGCUUGCGUCUCAUGGAGCUGAACCGUGCUGUGUGUCUGGAGUGCCCAGAGUUCCAGGUACCCUGGUUCCAUGAGCGGUACUGCCAACAGCUGCAUAAGAAAGGGAAUGGAUUCAUCACUCCUGUCCAACAACAAAUCCACAAAAUGCUGGGGGAGGUUCUUGGAGGAGUUAAUUGUGCCAAAGCGGCAGUGUUCACUCCGUAUUUUUACAGAGUCGACUUUGAAUGUGUGCUGGACCGGCACCGUAAGGCAUUGUCCUACAGUGAGCAAAGCCAACUGCAGAUACCCGGCGAUGGGGAGGUGCGCUGGGGUUUGGACUCCGUGGGAAAGGAGAGGAGUGAGUUACCUCAAGGGGCUCAACGUAUUGCAGUUGACUUCUUGGAUACAAAAUCCUUUUGCAAAAACUCUCGCCACAUGAAAGGGGAGGCCAUGAUGAGAAAGAGACAUCUGGAGAUUCUGGGAUAUCAUGUUGUCCAGAUCCCUCACUUUGAAUGGAACUCUAUGGAGCUCUCCACUCAAGAUGCCUGGAAGGAAUACCUUCGGAAGAAAAUAUUUACUGAGCUUCCCUGAUGCACUGUUGAACCAGCGGCAUGUUAUAUUUCUUUUUCUACAAAACUGUGAGAGAAGCAGUUUGUUUUUGUAAUUGUAUAUUUGCAGGCCUUAUUGACAAUGGAUGUUACGCAUCAGAUGUUUAUCAAGUGCUCCUUCUUGGCUUCCAAAGCCUAGAGUGGACAUGGAGCCACCUCACACCAACCUGCCAAGAUAAACUGUAUCAUGCUUUUUGUAUGGAGUACAAUGUCUGUCAAAUAAUAAUACAUGUUUUUAGUAAAACAAAAGUUUUUUUUUUCUAUA